AUGGACGCUGCUAAAAUUAUCAAUAUCAUCCUGGCUUUAUUCCUACCUCCUGUCUCUGUCUUCUUAGUCAAAGGUUGGGGUAGAGAAUGUAUAAUCGAUAUCGUCUUAACCAUUUGUAUCUGGUUCCCAGGAAUGUUGUACGCUCUGUACAUUGUUCUGCAAGAUUAA
Tetrapisispora phaffii CBS 4417 is the source of this 168-nucleotide messenger RNA. It is a transcript of the gene PMP3, whose product is annotated as Pmp3p. Bases 1 to 168 code for a protein of 55 amino acids. The record is from RefSeq and is a predicted model, not a curated record. The transcript has a single exon. NCBI's taxonomy places the organism in Eukaryota, Fungi, Ascomycota, Saccharomycetes, Saccharomycetales, Saccharomycetaceae. Gene Ontology annotation, cellular component: membrane.